AUGGCGAAGGCGAAGGGGAUUCUGGUGAUGGCGGUGACGCAGUGCCUCAGGGGGGGCGUGAGCCUCGGCGCCUACGCGGUCGGGGUUGCGCUCGAAGCGAACGGUGUUGUCUCUGGCGGGGACAUGACCACCGAAGCGGUCGUUACCAAGCUGGGGUACCUAUUCGGGCUCACCAACGACGUGCAGGCGAUCAGGCGGAUGAUGACGCUGAAUCUCCGUGGGGAGCUGUCGCCCUCGAGCAGCUUUCGGCACCCGCUGAUCGGAGAUGACGAGGAUAAGGUCGAAGCCCGACACGGGUCUUUGGAGAGCCCGAACGGCUUGAAUUAUUCUUUUGGACCAUCGUCGAAGUUGUAGCACGUAGCUUGCACCCAGCGCUAGGUGCAUCUGGAUGUUCGAAAGUGCGCGAUCUUUUUUUGUUAUUUUCGAAGUGCCGAUUUUUUCUGCGUUCGUUUGCGGUGUCCGGCCGGAGCAUGAUGCGUAGGUAGCUGUAGGCCCGUCUGAUACGUCAAGCACACAUCGAAAGGUAUUUAGACUGCCGCCGGAUUAGGUGGGGCGGACCCGUACGCGGGGUUGGGGUAUCGGUGGGGGAAACGGUCGGCGCAAAAACUCGUCGCAUUGCUCCUCCCUUGGUUUGAGCCGAAAGGUUUUCUGAACUUUUGCACUCACGUUCCCGGCUUCUCAUUGUACCUCGGUUGCAAUACGAAUGUGAUGUUGUACCCUUAUUAUUUUUCCUUACAUAAAGUAGGUUAAUUCACGGUCGGCGUGUUCCUUAACGCGUACUGUUAUGUGUUUCCCAAUGACGUUAUUAUGCGCGCUGUUGUGUAUACAUCUCGUUGUUCCUUUUAGUUGCACAAAUAAGAGGGAGACGGUGUUCUCCAACGCAUGUAAUGACUUGUGUUUCGCUCGGGUUGCACAAAGAGGAGAUACGUCCUUUUUUGUUUCUAUCCGUGGUGGGGGUGGCGAGCAGAACCUUUGCAUAGCACGUUUGUUUUUUCUUUCUGUUCUGGCCCUUGCGUCCGCUCGAUGGAUGAUUGUUGUGCGUGGUUCUAGUGCAGAAGAAGCGGGUGUUGCGUAAUUGUGUGGUCGAGACCUGCUUCGAUCUUGACUACGUCUCUUGGGAAUAAUUUUGAGCAUCUAACGCGCUGCCGGUUGCAAAGACGGAAGGCAAAUGGGCGGCGGCGCAACUUGCCUUCCAUCGUGAGCCAGCCAUAGCCGGGUGCGCGUUGGUUGUAUCAUGUGUGUUUGUCUACGGUCUUUUGUUAGGAAAACUUGGAGUCGCAUCCAUCCGUGUCCUGGCUGUGGAGUGCAAGAAACAGUCCGCACAAUCGAUCAAUCGUGUU
Ectocarpus sp. CCAP 1310/34 is the source of this 1340-nucleotide messenger RNA. The record is from the annotation of a GenBank genome assembly. NCBI's taxonomy places the organism in Eukaryota, Phaeophyceae, Ectocarpales, Ectocarpaceae.